This is a messenger RNA of Siniperca chuatsi (mandarin fish), 1596 nucleotides long. RefSeq names its product protein C (inactivator of coagulation factors Va and VIIIa), a (gene proca). Gene Ontology annotation, cellular component: extracellular region. The record is from RefSeq and is a predicted model, not a curated record. Gene Ontology annotation, biological process: blood coagulation; proteolysis. Gene Ontology annotation, molecular function: calcium ion binding; serine-type endopeptidase activity. Bases 168 to 1487 code for a protein of 439 amino acids. The transcript has 10 exons. NCBI's taxonomy places the organism in Eukaryota, Metazoa, Chordata, Actinopteri, Centrarchiformes, Sinipercidae.
UGACAGUGUUGGCAGACAGUGUCCAGCUGCAGACUGUGGACUCUCAGUAAACACUGGGAGUUAGUCAUUAACACAGAAGAAACAGAGCGAACCAUAGUCUCUGUCCACGGCUUCGACUCUUCACGCCUCAUUUUUUUAACCUGCUUUAAUUUGGUUUGACUGACAUCAUGUCCCGCCUCGUCCUCUGUGUCUCCGUCAUCGUCGCUCUGUGGUCGGUGUCAGUGCUCAGUCUGUCAGUGUUCUCGGACCCUCCGAAGGCUCACAUGCUGCUCCGCUCUCGGCGGGCGAACUCCUUCCUGGAGGAGCUGAAACCUGCUUCGAUGGAGCGCGAAUGUGUGGAGGAAAAGUGUAGCUUUGAAGAAGCCAGAGAGAUUUUCCAAACCAGAGAAGCUACACUGGAGUUCUGGACGGUGUACACAGAUGGGAACCAGUGUCAAUCCAACAUGUGUGUUCAUGGAGUCUGCGAGGAUAUGCACCAAGCCUACGCCUGCCACUGUCACCGUGGAUACGAGGGCAAAUACUGCGACCAACCUCUAACUGCCACUAACUGCUCGGUGGAUAACGGCGGAUGUGACCACAACUGUUUGGAGAGCGAGGACGGCCUGACGAGGAGCUGCAGCUGUGUGAGCGGAUACAAACUGCACGACAACUCCAGGAAAUGUGAACCAAAAGGUCCCUCGUCCUGCGGUCAGCUGCUGAUCAGCAGGUCGUCGUACACCAAACCAAAGGACGGCCUGCUGCCCUGGAUGGUGGGAGGGGAGGUGGGGAAGAAGGGGGAGAGUCCCUGGCAGGUGUUGUUACUGAACGCCAAGGGGAGUUUUCACUGCGGAGGCGUCCUCAUCGAUGACAGCUGGGUCCUGACCGCCGCGCACUGCCUCGACAACAACCUGAGAUUCAGAGUACGACUGGGUGACUACGAGCGUCACAGAGCUGAAGGCACCGAGGUGACCCUGAGGGUCAUUAACACCUUCAAGCACCCGGACUACAACAGGAGGACGGCGGACAACGACAUCGCCAUGCUGCGUCUGGAGAGCCCCGCCCCCCACACCAAGUAUAUCGUCCCCAUCUGUCUGCCGGGACGGGAGAUGGCAGAGCGGGUGCUCCACCUGAACGGCACCCUCACCGUGGUAACCGGCUGGGGCAAAGACAGCAUGGACAGCACCCGGUUCAGCUCGGCACUCAACGUCAUCAAAAUCCCGCUGGUCGACCGCAGCAUCUGCGCCCAGCAGAUGUUCUACAACAUCUCCAACAACGUCAUCUGCGCCGGGAUCCUCGGACAGAGGUUGGACGCUUGCGAGGGGGACAGCGGCGGACCGAUGGUCACUCUGUACCGAGACACCUGGUUCCUGAUCGGCCUGGUAUCCUGGGGCGAGGGCUGCGGCAGGGAGGACAAGCUGGGCAUCUACACCAAGGUGUCCAACUAUAACGAGUGGAUCAGCAGAGUGCGUGAAGAAUGGGACACAAGUCCAAAUCCCGCAACUGUCUGAACCUCCUCAGCCCCCAACAGUUGAUCCAGUCUGGUCUGUUCAACCCACGUUAAGGCCUCAGUACAGUAGAGAUGUAACACACUUCAUAAAUAAACUGAUUCUGUCUCAA